Molecule: messenger RNA, 682 nt
Organism: Nothobranchius furzeri (turquoise killifish)
Lineage: Eukaryota; Metazoa; Chordata; Actinopteri; Cyprinodontiformes; Nothobranchiidae
Gene: h2bk1
Product: H2B.K variant histone 1
Cellular component (GO): nucleosome
Molecular function (GO): DNA binding; structural constituent of chromatin; protein heterodimerization activity
Source: RefSeq, a predicted model, not a curated record
CAAUUAGUUGGUAGAACUCAUUUUAUACUACUGGAAUUAACAGUUCUUCCAUUUACAACAUGACUAACGACUUGUCCAAGAGGAAGGGAAAGACUUCGGGCGAUAAAAAAGUGAAGAGAAGAGUCAAAAGAAGAGAGACUUACGCCAUGUACAUCUAUAAGGUUUUAAAACAGGUCCAUCCGGAUACGGGGAUUUCCAGCCGAGCCAUGAGUAUUAUGAACUCCUUCGUGAACGACCUGUUUGAGAGGAUCGCCACGGAAGCGUCGCGUUUGGCUCAGUACAACAAGCGCUCCACUAUCUCCAGCAGAGAGGUGCAGACCGCUGUGAGGCUGCUGCUGCCUGGGGAGCUGGCCAAGCACGCCGUGUCCGAGGGCACCAAGGCCGUCACUAAAUACACCAGCUCCAAGUGAACCUUGGAUUUAGUGGACUCUCUUAGUGGCCACCAUCGUGGCCACUUAAAUAAAGGCACAAAUGUACUUUUUUUUUUUUUAAGCCACGUUUUUAUUUUUUCACCUUUAUACCGCUAGAGGGAGCAAUUGCACAGCGUUUAGUUCCUAAUUCAAAUGUGAUUGUAGAACUACUGCUAUAAUUUAUUGUUGCCCAUGAGAAUUGGUUUAUACAUUUUUGUACAUAAGAUUGUGUCAAAAUGUUUACAGCAAUAAAGGUCCUCUGGGGAAAGUGG